AUGGGUCAGAUACUUUCGAAUCCUGUGAUAGAUAAAGAACAUCAUUCCGGUGCGGAUACUCUAUCUGCAUUUGGGUUAUGUGCUAUGCAAGGUUGGAGAAUGUCAAUGGAAGAUGCUCACAUUGUAGAAUUAAAUACUUUAUCAGAAGAUGAUACAAGAGACCAUAUUGCAUUAUAUAGUAUCUUUGAUGGUCAUGGUGGAUCUGCUGUUGCACAAUUUGCUGGCUCCAAAAUGACUCAAAUUUUUCAAGAACAAAAAAGUUUUAAAGAAAAUAAAUUAAGUCAAUUGUUUAUUGAUACUUAUUUAGAGACAGAUCAAGCUAUAUUAAAAGAUCCUGUCUUACAAAAUGAUCAUAGUGGUUGUACUGCAACAUCUUUGUUAAUUUCAAAAAAACAAAAUAAAAUUGUUUGUGGUAAUUCAGGUGAUUCACGUACCGUUUUAUCAACUUCAGGUAAUGCUAAAGCUUUAUCUUAUGAUCAUAAACCAACUUUAAUCUCUGAAAGAUCUCGUAUUUAUGCAGCUGAUGGAUUUGUUGAAAUGGAUCGUGUUAAUGGUAAUUUAGCACUUUCUCGUGCAAUUGGUGAUUUUGAAUUUAAAAAAAAUGACAAAUUAGGUCCUCACGAACAAGUAGUUACUUGUGUUCCAGAUAUAUUUGAACAUCAAUUAAAUUAUAAUGAUGAUGAAUUUGUUAUUUUAGCAUGUGAUGGUAUUUGGGAUUGUCUUUCUUCUCAAGAAUGUGUUGAUUUAGUACUUCAUGGGAUUAAUCUUGGUGAUAUGUCAUUAAAUGAUAUUGCAUCACGUAUCGUUGAUGUAUGUUGUUCUCCAACUACUGAAGGUACAGGAAUUGGUUGUGAUAAUAUGAGUAUUACAAUUGUUGCAUUAUUAAAAGAUGAAGAAACUGUUGAUCAAUGGUUUGAUAGAAUAAGAGCUAAAAAUCACACAAGACCAAUCUCUUUUGCUUUAAAGAGAAAAGUUAUCUAUAAUUAUUUUGAAUUCCCAGAAGAUGAAACUCAUAUAUUCGAUAUUACUACAAAGAAACCACAAGAACGUUUCAAUAGAAAUAAUCAUGAUAAUGAUCUUGAUAAUGCAAUGGAAGUCGAUGAUACUGAUGCUGAUGAAGAAAAUAGUGGUAGAGCAGUUGCUAGUGGUGCAGGAGGCCCAUCUUUAAAUGGGUUUCCUUUGGAAGCUUUAUUAGGUAGCGGAAUUACUAUAUCUCAAGGUCCAGAUAAUACUCCAUAUUUAAGUGGGAAUCUAAGUGAUAUGCUAGCAUCUUUCAGAAACCACUAUGCUACAGGUGGUGCCGGUGCUGCUACUUCAUCAAUUGAAGAUGAUGAAAAUGAAGACGAAGAUGAUGCAAUGAAUGCUAAUGACAAUAAUGAGCCAUCAACCUCAAAUGAUACCAAGAAUUAA
This is a messenger RNA of Maudiozyma saulgeensis, 1410 nucleotides long. NCBI's taxonomy places the organism in Eukaryota, Fungi, Ascomycota, Saccharomycetes, Saccharomycetales, Saccharomycetaceae. The record is from the annotation of a GenBank genome assembly.